GUGAACCUAAAUUGUGUUUUUAUUAAAAAAAUUAAAUAAACGUUAUCAAGAGAACGCUUUGUAAAGAGCGCAAUGAUGAAAGCCAAUACGCGUCGAUUUGAAUGAUAGCACUGAUCACAGUGUUUUACUUAUUUGCGGUUUGGAAUUUCCGAAAUAAAUAAUUUUUCUGAGAAUGCUGCACUGGCCAAGAUAUAUUUACUAAAUGUGGACUAGUCAAUUCAUAUAUGGUUUUUGGCGUAAGAAAUAAUGGUAAAAAAGUGAAAAUGACUACCAUGGAAGAAGGAGAAUCUACUUCUGCCGAGGAAACACCUGCAGGAAAUCCUGAUGAACUCACUAAGAAUCCGACAGCUCUAAAAGAGGCUCAUGAAGAAAUGGCUACUUUAGAUGUUCUGGUAUGUGGGCAGUGUCACUCUGCAUUCCACUAUGUAGAUGAGUUCAAAGAACAUAAGGAUGGGGAUAACUGUACUGGAAAAUCGCCUGUAAGAGAUAGUAACGAGAGUAAGGCGCAAGUGUGGGCAUUCCUGCUGUGGAAGUGUUCAUCAGUCAGAGACGGGUCCACCACAAAUGCAGACAACAGUUGGAAGCUCUACCAGCAGUGGUGUCGCAUGCCGGAGGCGCAGAGGACUGCGUGGAUCACAGCCGGGGCUAAUGUGCAGGCUCUCUCUAAGUUUGCACAUGCUAAAGUUAUGGAGCUCAAGGGUGAAGACCAGCUGGUUCCUGUACAGACACCUUCAGACACUCAAGUCAAGAGGAGAGGCAGGCCAAAGAAAUUGAACAAAGAAGACACAGAGAUACAACCCUCGGGUGAAGAAAGCGAUGAUGUCAAAGCCAGCCCAGCAAUGAAGAUACUUGUAAAUAAACUGCCAAUGUCUACCACAGUCACUAAGAAGGAAACAUCAACGGAGUCGGUACGUAACGCGCAAGAACGCGUGCCCCCCGAGGAGAGGAUCGCGCGUCGCACGGAGCGCGAGGGCGGCACGGGCGCUGAGGCGGGCGAGUACGUCGUGGAGAAGAUACUCGCCAAGCGUUUCAACCCGCGCCGGAAGCACUAUGAGUAUCUGCUCAAGUGGGACGGCUAUCCGCAUGAGCAGAACACUUGGGAGCCAGUGGAGAACAUGGAGACAUGCAAGCACUUGCUAGAGGCGUUCGAGAAGCAGCUGGCGCGGCAGAAGGAACUCAAGGCCUUGCGUGCGCAGCAGCAGCAGCAACAGCAACAGCAUCCUGUGCAGGUGAAGCAAAUUAGCACUCCAGUACCUCAGGUUGUGAAACAAAUGGUGAAGAAGACUGACACCAAACCAGCUUUGACUCCUACAGGCCGUCUGCAACGCACAAGCAAAGCGCGCGCGUUGGACCAAGUGAAGGCGUGGUGCGGCGGAGCGGACGACGAGCCCGCCAGCAAGAAGAUAAAGCGCGAGCUCUCCAGCGAUGAGGACUACUCCGACGCGGAUUCCACUAAAGCGGAUAUCAAACCUGUGAUCCCCAUUCCGGAAGUGACUGAGAAGAAAAUAUUGAACGGGCAGCCUUCCCCCAAAGUAUCAUCCAAUAUUGAUCCCGAGUUGGUGAAGACUUUGGGCUUGGCGGGCAAAGGGAUGCCUAACAUCAAAGGUGUCAUUAAAGUGGAUCCCAAGCAUAUGCCGAAUCUUAGUUCUGGUGUAUACAUUAUGUCCAAGAGUUCUGGUAUAAUGAAAAUUGACUCGCCCGGCAAGUUAGGGCCGGGUCUCAAUAUAGACCAAGAUGUGAUCAGAAAACAAAUUCAAGCAGCUAAACAAAAAAAAAUAGAUGAAGCUAAAAAGCAGACACCAAUCAACACGCCGCCACCACAAAUAAGGAAAGCGUAUGGCGCUGGUCAACAAGUGACGGAGAAGACAAUAAUAACGCCGUCGGGUCAGAAGAUCAUCCAGCGCACGAUACAGAGGACGUUAGGCGGCCAGCAAGCUGAUGGAAAAUCUCCAGUCACUAUUCUUAACAAGAAACUGGCACAGGGCGACAGCCUAUUGCGCGGCGGAUCUCCGAGGGGUGGGAUGCGCGGGCGCGGGCGCGGCUUCUCAGUGGCGACUUCCGCCGGGAACAUUGUCCGCAUGCGAGAGAAACCCAUCGCUAUCGAGUUUGAUAAGUGGGAAGCAUCGUCGGACUCGUCGGACGGCGUGGAGGACCCGUUCCCGCGCGAGCUGGGCCCCGUGCCGUCGCCGAGCCCCGAGCGCGAGCUGACGCUGUGCCCGCUGACGGGGCGGCGCAUGGCGCGCGCGGAGGGCGAGCCUACGCCGCCGCCCACGCCGCCGCCGCAGCCGCCCGCCACGCCGCCGCCCGACCCGCAACACGGCACCAUGUUCAUGAAGGUUGAAAUGUCACCAGGUGGCACAACUGGCAUGGUGGUCCAGGGUGACGGAGCACAACCUUCAUUACCUGUGCUAACUGACGAGGAUGGAACGGAAGUGAAGGUGGAGGCGAGCGCGGUGAAGCAACUAUUAGAGAGCGGAGUGGACGUGGACGAUGGCGAGGAGGUGGGCCUGCAGUUGCACGCGGCGCACCCGCCCAUCAUGAUACGCGGGGAAGACGGCGUGUUGUACCAGGUUGCUGGCGAAAAUGAGGAUGGCCAAACGUUACUAGUGGCAGCGGAAGGUGUGGAGGGCGCCGACGGGGACGGCGACGGGGUCAUGUACGUCACGCGCGAGGAUGGACAGACGCUAUUAGUGGCGACGCAGGGCGUGGAAGGCGCAGUGCAGGGAGUCGAAGGCGCUGUAGAAGGUGAAGCUGAAGGUGUCACCUAUGUAACUAGGGAAGAUGGACAGGACGUGCUGUCGAUAGACCCGUCGCAGCUGGCGCAGCUGAUGCCGGGCGGCGAGGCGGGCGCGCUGCAGCAGGUGGCCGUGCAGGUGGAGGGCGAGCCCGGCGAGGACGCCACGCAGGUCAUCGCGCAGCUCGUGCAGGCGGACCUGCCGUCGCCAGGUGGCACUCGGCGCGUGGUGCUCUUACUACCUGACGGCAGUUUCACCAUGACUGAAUUGGACAAGGACCAGUAUGAAUCAAUAACUGAAGCGAGUAAAGCUCAGGAGUGAAACUAGAAAAAAAUGUUGACUGCUCAGUCUAGGUGACUUGUAAAAUAGACAAUCCAAUAGACAGAUAAGACAUUCAAUUUUUAUAUAGUUAAUUAGGUCAGGACCUGUAUCAGGAAUGGAUAUCAUUGUAAUAUCAAUACGCGCUCUUAUAAAAGUGGUACAACUUUUAAUCUAUACUAAUAUUGUAAAGAGGUCUACUGAACCGAUUUUGAAAAUUCUUUCACCACUAGAUAGCCAGGUUAUAUAGGUUAUAUUUUUCUCCACAUUCUCACGCGUACGAGAAAUACGCUAGUGAAACCGCGGGCCGUCAACUAGUCAUUAAUCAAUUGAAACAAGUUACGAGGCCAAAUUAUCACCUGUAAUUUUGAUGUUAUAUCAAAGUUUCGAUUAAUUGAACUAAAUGAUUAAAAUUCGAAUAAUCGAGAUUACAGUCCGAAUUUAAUGUUAAGAGAUUAUUUUUCAAAGUUGUUUCCUUUAGGCCUAGCAUGCGUCGACAAUUGAAGAAAAAAGAUGUAGUAUCUCCAUGAUGUAGAUUCUUAUACAAAUAUAUUCAAUUAAGGGUCAAGUUAUGCCACUUUUGUACAGGGUGUUCAUUUGAUAGUGAAUUAAAAUUAUUAUAAUGUAUAUAGUAAGGUAAUAUAGGUUAAGCUUUUUGACUUUAUAAAAAAUUCAGCUCAUAAAAAAACCAAUUAGAAAUAGGCUUGCAAUUUUUUUUUAGAAAAAAAUGUUUGGGACACGUUUAGUCAAUUUUAAUUUUUUUUUUUUAAAAAUUUCUAAUUUUUAUAUUGUGUGCACAAAAUAGAUACAACAUUUUUAUAUUCAAAAUUCAACUUGACUUUUCAUAUUUGACAAUAUAAACUUAUUAUUAUUAUCAAAUAAACACACUGAGUGUACAUGAGUUUUUAAACUCAAAACAAAUAGUUCUAUGAGUUGAGUUAUAUUCAAACACAGUUGCCAAAAGUUUAUCUAUUGAUUGCGAGAAACCUUUUUUGCUGCGACUUUGAAGCUAUGUGUUUUGAGUCUGAACUUUCAUACUAGGCUCUGCUAGACUAGUUGGAAAUGAUUGAGAAACAUAAUUCCUUUCAGUAUUUGUGUUUAAUUCAUUAUGCCCUUGCGCCCAUGUUUAUUACAAAGCUUUUUUUUACAAAUUUUUUGUUAUUAAAAUAUAUUGGUCUAUGCCAAAUAUUCAUUCAUUUAACAUUCUCUUCUGGUUUAAAAUGAAAAAUGGGUGGUAUACACACCAAUACAACAAAAAUAGGGCAAGGGAAAAUCCCUAGAAAUUUUCCAAAAAAAAAUAUCUAUUAUACUUUUUCAUCCUCUAUGACAUAGACUAAAGCCAAACUAUGUGCCACGUUUAUAAACAAACAAAUUAGAAAUUAUAGUAAAGGGUGAAUUUUAUUUCAUACCUAAUUUGUUAAAAAUUGAGUGUUAUUUAAAAGAUUUUAUUCAUUACACCCUCAUUUUUAAUUUGUUUGUUGAAUCACUGCACAUCGAGAGUUAAUAUAGGCUUACUCUUCCGAUUUAAAUAGAUCUCAAACUGUGACAUAAUUUUCGUAAAAUUUUAAAAAUGGCAACCGGUUAUAAACUUCGAACCCCCUUUACCAGAAAUUUAUGAGAUGUCCAACAUAAAGUGGUUUUUACUAGUUAUUAUUGAUGUUUUAACUGCCUAAAAAUUGUUUAUUUACAUUUGUCUGACAAAUUGGAUUUAAUUAACUGUUGAACUAUGUAGAUAUUGUGAACUAAAUAUACUUUUGUUUAAUUGUAAACCUACAUUUAAUGAAUAGAUGUAACAUUAUUGUAAUAAAUGUUUGAAUGAAACUCCAUGAAUCAUUGUACUAUAUCAUAUCCGUUUAUUUAUAAAUAAAACCAUAUUUACAUUAUA
This is a messenger RNA of Bicyclus anynana (squinting bush brown), 4938 nucleotides long. RefSeq lists its product as uncharacterized. Gene Ontology annotation, cellular component: pericentric heterochromatin. The coding region runs from base 225 to 3056 and encodes 943 amino acids. The record is from RefSeq and is a predicted model, not a curated record. Gene Ontology annotation, molecular function: chromatin binding. The transcript is spliced from 23 exons. Gene Ontology annotation, biological process: chromatin organization; negative regulation of transcription by RNA polymerase II. Lineage: Eukaryota; Metazoa; Arthropoda; Insecta; Lepidoptera; Nymphalidae.